CAUAACAAAAACAGAAAAAAGUUAAAAAUUAAAAAAUAAAAACAAAAACAAAAACAAACCAGAAAAAAACACAUUUGCAAUUGUGUUAAGCCAUAGACAACAAAGGCCAUUAAUGGCCAGCACCGAUACAAACAAGAGGCUCUUAUUCUUCAAUUUCCAUAUCCGGUUUUUAUUUUUUUGAACUGGUGGUUUGUGAAGACAUUUGGCUCGGAAAUCUCAACUGGGUGUCUGUGUUUCUUGGCGUAAUAUUCAAAGAAAGAUUGACGGUAGAAUAAUUUGGGAGUGGAUGAUGGUGUGUUAAAUCUUAUUUGCUGAGCAACAUUGUUGGAUUUGAGUCCUCAAUGGCUCCUGGAGCCGGUACUUGCAAGGAAGUUCUUGAGUCCCACCAUUCAAUUUCAGAUUAUGACAUCACAAUGUCAAAAUCAGAGUCUACUAGUACGGUUACUAAGCCAAGCCCUAUUUUGGGAGGAAAACAUGGACUUUAUUCAACCAAUGGCAUGCAUUAUUCAACCAACGGUGUGCAUGAGCUACUUGAGUGCCCAGUCUGUACUAGUUUGAUGUACCCCCCAAUUCAUCAGUGUCCAAAUGGCCACACUUUAUGCUCAAACUGCAAGAUUAGGGUGCACAACUGUUGCCCAACUUGCCGCUAUGAUCUUGGAAAUAUAAGAUGUUUGGCUUUGGAGAAAGUUGCUGAAUCAUUGGAACUCCCCUGCAGAUACCAGAGUUUAGGUUGUCAUGAUAUCUUUCCGUACUACGGCAAACUUAAGCAUGAGCAACACUGUCGGUUUCGUCCAUAUAACUGCCCAUAUGCCGGAUCUGAGUGCUCUGUUACAGGUGACAUCCCAACCCUUGUUGCACACCUGAAGGAUGAUCACAAGGUUGACAUGCAUGAUGGAUGCACCUUCAACCAUCGAUACGUCAAAUCAAAUCCACAUGAGGUUGAAAAUGCAACUUGGAUGCUAACGGUCUUCAACUGUUUUGGAAGACAGUUUUGUUUGCAUUUUGAGGCUUUUCAGCUUGGUAUGGCUCCGGUCUACAUGGCCUUUUUACGAUUCAUGGGAGAUGAUAAUGAUGCGAAGAAAUUCAGCUAUAGUUUGGAAGUAGGUGCUAAUGGUCGGAAGUUAAUGUGGCAAGGAAUUCCAAGGAGCAUCCGCGAUAGUCAUAGGAAAGUCCGUGACAGCCAGGAUGGACUCAUUAUUCAGAGGAAUCUGGCUCUGUAUUUUUCUGGUGGUGAUAGGCAAGAACUUAAGUUAAGGGUUACAGGCCGGAUAUGGAAAGAAGAGUGAGAAAGAGAGAGAAUCGGAAAGAUGGUAGAUGUUUAGGAGCAUGUACAGUUAACAAAAAACUAUGAAGAGAUUGGCUGGUUUUUUCUUUUUUGUUUAUUUUUGUGUUGUGGUGAUUGGGUGUUGAGGGUAUUUUUUAACUAAUAUCUCUAUCUGCUGACUGCAUUCCCCAGUGAGAACUCUGUCUGAAGUGUUGGGAAUGAAAAAUUCAAAUGGAUCAAUUGUGUUUAUGAGAAA
Molecule: messenger RNA, 1520 nt
Organism: Ziziphus jujuba (common jujube)
Lineage: Eukaryota; Viridiplantae; Streptophyta; Magnoliopsida; Rosales; Rhamnaceae
Product: E3 ubiquitin-protein ligase SINAT2
Exons: 5
Coding region: 342-1286 (314 amino acids)
Biological process (GO): multicellular organism development; ubiquitin-dependent protein catabolic process
Cellular component (GO): cytoplasm
Molecular function (GO): protein binding; ubiquitin protein ligase activity; zinc ion binding
Source: RefSeq, a predicted model, not a curated record